UGUCCAUUGCGACAUCCCUGCGAUUAGACGUCGACAUGUUUGAUGUGCCGUCACCAAUAAGAGCUGGCCAAUCUGUAGAACUGACCUGUUCCUACAAGUUAGACGAUGAUUCGUUAUAUUCUGUGAAAUGGUACAAGGAUAAUAUAGAGUUCUACCGAUAUGUCCCCAAGGACUGGCCUCCUGGUCAGUUCCUUCCUCUUCGAGGUGUGCGAGUAGAGCUCUCUAAGUCAGGAGAAGAUAAGGUAUAUCUGAACGACAUAGACCUGGAUUCUGAAGGUCGCUACAGAUGCGAGGUUUCGGCAGAAGCGCCAUCUUUCCAAACUGUAGAAGCAAGCAAGGAUAUGAAGGUAUUUGUUCUCCCAACUGAAGGUCCAAGGAUAACUGGCGGAAGAGCCAAAUACAAUAUUGGAGACACUGUCACGGUAAACUGUACCUCCGCUAAGUCCAAACCCGCUGCAACAUUACGCUGGUAUAUCAACGAGAAAAUGGCAGAGCACGAAACUGACUAUUCAGCGACGCGUCACGAGGACGGGCUGGAAAGUUCUAGCCUCAGUCUAAAGUUUAUCGUCACGGAAGAUCACUUACGAAACGGGAACAUGAAGCUGACGUGUGAAUCGAGCAUCCUGCGCUCAUACGUCAUGAGUAAUGAGGAGUUAGUGAUGGGCGGACAUCACCAGGCUUCGGGAUUACACAUUAGUGAAAACUUGAAUCAAGAAGUACCAGAUGUAGCUGCGACUGGAUCAAUCCACGUUUUUCAAGUGGGAUUCGUAUACCUUCUGGUAGCCAUUCAGCGUAUUCAGUAUUGGAUGUCAACGUGAAGAAUUGGAUCUUCCGUUGUGUGGAACGUUGUGGAGUUUUAUAAACGCUGUGAUACCAACUGUUUCUACGCGUGCAGAGAGAAAGAGAUCGUUGAGAACUUUGUCUAUCGAAAUAUUUGAAGUCUUGUUUAUGAGUCACCCAAUAACCCAAUUUUGAACUGGUUUGAAAAAAAAAAAA
Limulus polyphemus (Atlantic horseshoe crab) is the source of this 996-nucleotide messenger RNA. RefSeq names its product cell adhesion molecule 2-like. NCBI's taxonomy places the organism in Eukaryota, Metazoa, Arthropoda, Merostomata, Xiphosura, Limulidae. The record is from RefSeq and is a predicted model, not a curated record. The transcript is spliced from 5 exons. The coding region runs from base 36 to 818 and encodes 260 amino acids.